CGGCAAUUACUGUGAUCCGAUCGAAUAUCGUCGGGAAUAGACCCCCUCCACAACCACCGCUUAUGUUUUGUUUGUUAUAUAAAAAGAGUGCACUAUCAUACCGAUACCAGUCAAGACAUUUGAGUCUAAAGCAAAAUGUUCUCCAAAGUAGUGAUCGCUUGUGCCUUGGUAGCGGUGUGCCAGGCUGGUUACAUCCACCACGCGCCCGCUGUGUCCUCACAGAGCAUCGUCCGCCACGACCAGACCGUGCACCAUGAGGCUCCAGUACAUUACUCUGCUCCCGUAGUGCACGCCGCACCCAUCGCUCACGCUGCUCCCAUCGUCCACGCCGCUCCCGUCGUCCACGCGGCUCCCGCUGUCCACGCCGUCCACGCCGCUCCUUCCCACGAAGACCACUACGUCGAUGAAUACGCUCAUCCCAAAUACGGCUACUCCUACUCCGUUGAGGACCCUCACACCGGUGACCACAAGUCCCAGCACGAGACUCGUGAUGGUGACGUAGUUAAGGGAGAAUACUCUCUGCUGCAGCCUGAUGGUUCUUUCCGUAAGGUGACCUACACCGCUGACCACCACAAUGGAUUCAACGCCAUCGUCCACAACACAGCGCCCGUGAUCCACCACCAUAUCGUGGUGUUCAGCGGUUUGCUGGCUUUCUGCCAAGCCGGUUUGAUUGAAGAACAUGGACAUGGGCAGGCGGUUUCUAGUCAAAGUAUAGUUCGUCAUGAUGAGCCCAGUCUUCAACAGCAGCAACAGCAUUAUACUCCUGUAGUGGCUCAGCACUCGGCCCCAGUUCUGCGUCGUGCAGUUCCUGUGCUCGAGCAGACAGCGUACCUUCAGCAUGGCGCCCCAAUUGUCCACGCUACUCCUUUAGUUCAACACGUGGCUCCUGCGGCUAUCCAUCACGCUCCCGUAGUGCAGCAUAUCUCUCCCGUCGCCAUUGGACACGGCGAACAAGUCGAACAUCAUGCUCCUGCUAAGUACGAAUUCUCGUACUCCGUGGAAGACCCUCAAACCGGUGACCACAAGUCCCAGCACGAGUCUCGUGAUGGUGACGUAGUUAAGGGAGAGUACUCCUUACUGCAGCCUGACGGUUCCAUCCGUAAGGUCGAAUACACUGCUGAUGAUCACAACGGGUUCAAUGCUGUCGUGCACAACUCGGAGCCAUCAGUGCAUGCAGCGCCGCCGAGCCCCACUCCAGUGGUUCAUGCUGCUCCCGUAGUUCACGCUGCCCCCGUGGUUCACGCCACGCCUGUCGUUCACGCCGCCCCUGUGGUUCACGCGGCACCCCUCGUUCACGCCGCUCCUCUAGUUCACGCGGCUCCUGCCCACUACGUCACUGCCCACCACUAAACUCUAUAUUAAAUACUCGCUAAAAUGUACUAAUCUCUAAUUUAAGCAGUUUCUUUAAAUACAUUGUUAUUAAUUUUAUACAUAUGAA
This is a messenger RNA of Spodoptera frugiperda (fall armyworm), 1438 nucleotides long. Its product is annotated as cuticle protein-like. The record is from RefSeq and is a predicted model, not a curated record. The transcript has 7 exons. Gene Ontology annotation, cellular component: extracellular matrix. Bases 136 to 1350 code for a protein of 404 amino acids. NCBI's taxonomy places the organism in Eukaryota, Metazoa, Arthropoda, Insecta, Lepidoptera, Noctuidae.